AUGGCCACCGCAUCAGGUCGAGACAUUGGGUCCGCCAAGUCGCGCAAGAGGACCAGCGACUCAGAGCUUGGGUUUCCAGAGAAGCCCAAGAUUGAGGCCAAGACGGACCCAACACGAUGGCGAAUCAAGGAUGAUGACAGCCGCCACACGUGGCAUUACUUGACCACCAAAAAGGCUGCUGAAGAAUGGCCGCAGAGCUACGCAGAGAAGUACUAUUUGGGCUUGCCCCUGGACUUGCCAGCACUUCCAAAGCCCGAAACGCCUCUGGACUCUGCCAAGAAUGCGCUCGAAUUCUUCCAAAAGCUCCAGCUGCCAUCAGGCCACUGGGGGUGCGAAUAUGGCGGACCAAUGUUCCUCCUGGCUGGUAUUGUUGUGGCUUGGUACGUCACCAAGACGCCGAUUCCGUCGGCAUACGCGACUGCCAUAAAGGACUACCUCGCGGCACGAGCCCACCCUGAGGACGGCGGCUGGGGACUACACAUUGAAGGUGAAAGCACCGUAUUCGGCAUCACGCUCAACUACACAGUGUUGCGCUUGGUGGGCGUCGACCCCGAGGACCCUCUCAUGGUGAAGGCUCGAGGUACCUUGCACAAGCUUGGAGGAGCUGUCAACUCACCACACUGGGGUAAGUUCUGGUUGGCAACUUUGGGUGUGGUAAGCUGGGACAUUGUCAAUCCUGUCCCGCCCGAGAUUUGGCUGCUUCCAGAUUGGGUGCCCAUUGCACCAUGGAGAUGGUGGAUUCAUAUCCGAAUGGUUUUCCUGCCAAUGGGAUACAUCUACUCAAAGAGAUGGAGCUGUGAGGAGACGGAUGUAAUCCGUGGUUUGAAGGAGGAGUUGUUUACGCAGCCCCAUGCCGAAAUUAACUGGGCUGCGCACCGAAACAGCAUUGCACCUGGUGACAACUACCACCCAAAAUCGUCUCUGCUCAACACUAUGAAUUGGUUCAUUGUCAAUGUCUGGAACCCAUACCUGCGUCCCAACUUCAUCAAGGAGCGAGCCGAACAGUGGGUUAGCCAGCAGGUAGACAUGGAAGAUGCCAACACGGGAUACGCCGAUCUUGCGCCUGUAAACGCGCCUAUGAACACGAUUGUAUGCUAUAUUCGAGAUGGGCCUGAUGCUUUCAGCACAAAACGACAUAUUGAACGCUUGGAUGAGUAUCUGUGGGUCAAGGAUGAGGGCAUGCUCUGCAACGGCACCAACGGCGUCCAAUGCUGGGAUACCGCCUUUUUGAUCCAGGGCGUCUUUGAGGCGGGCCUGCAAAAUGACGAGCGAUGGCGCCCAAUGUUAACCGGCGCCCUCGAGUAUUUGGAACGUCAACAGAUACGCGAAAACUGCGUCGAUCAAGAGAAAUGCUAUCGACAACCACGGAAGGGAGGCUGGCCCUUUAGCAACAGAGACCAAGGCUAUGGUGUCAGUGAUUGUAUUUCCGAGGCCUUGAAAGCCAUUAUCCUGCUUCAAAAAGUCGGCGGAUUCCCAGCAGUGCUGGAAGACCAGCGCAUUUUUGACGCAGUCGACACGCUGUUGCUGUACCAGAAUGACAAUGGGGCUUUAUCAUCGUAUGAGGCCCGACGAGCCGGCGAGUACAUGGAAAUGUUCAAUGCUGCCGAGGUGUUUGGCAGGAUCAUGAUCGAGUAUGACUAUCCCGAAUGCACUACAGCGUGCGUCACUGCGCUUUCAUUGUUCAGUAAGCAUUGGCCAGAUUACCGAAGCAAAGAAAUCAAAAUUUUCAUCAACAGGGCAACCAACUGGAUCAAAACAAAUCAGCGUGUUGACGGUAGCUGGUAUGGUAGCUGGGGCAUCUGCUUCACCUAUGCAACCAUGUUUGCACUGGAAAGCAUGGCCAGUAUUGGCGAGACAUACUCUAAUAGCAAGAUUUCUCGGCGCGGCUGCGACUUUCUUAUUUCCAAACAGAGAGAGGAUGGCGGCUGGUCUGAAAGCUACAAGGCUUGCGAAACGAUGGAGUACCAUGAACACCCCAUGGGUUCCUUGGUGGUCCAAACUGCAUUCGCGUUGAUUGGCUUACUUGAAGCUGAUUACCCUCAUAUCGAGCCAUUAAAGAAGGGCAUCAAAUUGCUCAUGGAACGACAGCAAGAAAACGGGGAAUGGCUCCAGGAAGCCAUCGAGGGCGUUUUCAACAAGUCAUGCAUGAUUUCGUACCCCAACUACAAGUUUACGUUUACGCUGAAGGCGUUGGGAUUGUUUGCGAAAAAAUAUCCUGACGUUAAGGUGGAAUUAUAA
Molecule: messenger RNA, 2238 nt
Organism: Metarhizium brunneum ARSEF 3297
Lineage: Eukaryota; Fungi; Ascomycota; Sordariomycetes; Hypocreales; Clavicipitaceae
Product: Lanosterol synthase
Biological process (GO): ergosterol biosynthetic process; triterpenoid biosynthetic process
Cellular component (GO): lipid droplet
Molecular function (GO): lanosterol synthase activity
Source: RefSeq, a predicted model, not a curated record